Messenger RNA from Hyaena hyaena (striped hyena), 792 nucleotides. It is a transcript of the gene CCDC152, whose product is annotated as coiled-coil domain containing 152. Bases 1 to 792 code for a protein of 263 amino acids. The transcript has 8 exons. The record is from RefSeq and is a predicted model, not a curated record. Lineage: Eukaryota; Metazoa; Chordata; Mammalia; Carnivora; Hyaenidae.
AUGAGUCAAAGCAGCGAAGGAUUUAUGAAAAAGAUAAGCAAUGUGAAUCUUGACAAGCUUAUAAGUGAUUUCUCUGAGAUAGAAAAGAAAAUGAUAGAAACAAGUGGAAAGAAUAAUAUACUGGAUAUACAGUUGGAAAAAACUAACUAUUUGUUAAAAGUAACGCAAACAAAGGAGGUCUCAAUUAAAAAAGAAUGUUCUACUCUUCAUAAUAUGAUAAAAGGGCUACAACAGACCAUUGAACAUCAACAUAAUUUGAAAGGUGAAAAUGAACAACUAAAAAGAAAUGCUGAUCUUAUGAAAGAAAAACUAAAGUCUCAUGAACAGGAAUAUCAGAAUAACAUUGCCAAACUUAUGAGUGAAAUGAAAAUCAAAGAGGAGGAACAUAAAAUAGAAAUAAGGAAACUUUAUCAAGAUAUGCAGGAAAAAAUUGAGUCAAAUGAAGAAAAGCAUAAAGAACUGAUAGAGAAAAAAGAGGUGGAAAUUUCAGAGUUAAAUGCAAAGUUAAGAAUUCAAGAAAAGGAAAAACAAAGUGAAAUAAUCAAGUUACACCUAGAGUUUGAUGCCAAACUAGCAAGAGUUCAAACUAAAUCAAAAUCCUAUCCAGAUUCUACUGCUUUGCCACAGAGUAUCUACAGAAGGAAGCUUCAACACCUUCAAGAAGAAAAAAACAAGGAGAUUGCAGUUCUUCGUAAUACCAUUCACGAUUUAGAGCAACGUCUCUCUGUUGGCCAAGAUUCUCAACUUAAACCUUUUGACAAAGGUUCUUGCCCUAAGCGUAGACGGUUUUGA